GUGGACGGGUGUGAUGGGGUGAGCCCCGUGUGAGGUGGGCUGUGUUUGCUGAGCUCAGCCGGGGCGCGGGGAGGGGGCUCCGUGCGUGUGAUCGUGCAGCUGUGCGCGCGUGUGCGAUCCUGCGAGCAUCCCCUGCUGCCGGCUGUCCCUGAGUCCCGGGAGCAGGACUCGCUCCUCUGGGCCUGACCUGGGGUCCUGGAGGCUACAGAGCUGCCCACUCCUCAGGGGGACGCCGCCGAGGGGCGCCAUGGAGACCCCGGCCCCGAAGCACGAGGAGACAGCUGUUCCUGGAGAAGAGGAUACAGCCAAGGCACAGGAAACAGUGACAUUCCAUGAUGUAGCUGUGGAAUUUACCCAGGAGGAGUGGGAACAGCUGGGCACUGCUCAGAGGAUGCUGUACCGAGAAGUGAUGCUGGAGAACUACAGGAGCCUGUCCUCCCUGGGGUGCCACGAUCCCAAGCCCAAGGUGAUUUCCCAGUUGGAGCAAGGCAGAUCACCCUGGAUAGUGUGGAGGACAAUCCCUAGGGGCCUCUCUGCAGAUCGAGAGACCAGAUCUGGGACUAAAGAGUCAAAUCUUAAGAAAGUAAUUUCUAAAGAAUGUUCCCAAGGAAUGAUAAUCAACAAAGUGUCGCGCCUGCACCACACCCAGCCAGCAACCAGUCUGUAA
Molecule: messenger RNA, 667 nt
Organism: Galeopterus variegatus (Sunda flying lemur)
Lineage: Eukaryota; Metazoa; Chordata; Mammalia; Dermoptera; Cynocephalidae
Product: putative protein ZNF300P1
Exons: 7
Coding region: 248-667 (139 amino acids)
Biological process (GO): regulation of DNA-templated transcription
Source: RefSeq, a predicted model, not a curated record